Tribolium madens (black flour beetle) is the source of this 1991-nucleotide messenger RNA. Its product is annotated as peroxisomal targeting signal 1 receptor. The transcript has 9 exons. The coding region runs from base 98 to 1834 and encodes 578 amino acids. Gene Ontology annotation, molecular function: protein binding. The record is from RefSeq and is a predicted model, not a curated record. Gene Ontology annotation, cellular component: peroxisomal membrane; cytosol. Gene Ontology annotation, biological process: protein import into peroxisome matrix, docking. Lineage: Eukaryota; Metazoa; Arthropoda; Insecta; Coleoptera; Tenebrionidae.
GGCGUGUCAGUGGCCUUGUCAGUGUCACUUACGUCAAUCUGGAAUUUGUUUUGAUAAAAUGCAUUUCUUUGUGUAAACUCCUCCAAAACCAAGCAAAAUGGCAUUCAAUCCCUUAACUGAAGCGGAGUGCGGGCAGAAGAACCCCUUGGCCCGUUUGACAUCGCACCUAACCCAUGAUCAUGCCUUCGCCGAGGCCCAUGGACAUGCCUUUCCCAGCAGCUCGGACCAAUUGGUCGAGCAGUUUUUACAAGAGACGAAAUCGGUGCCCCAGAGCUUCAGAAUGGACGAUUUGAUGCGAGAAAUGCAUGAGAUCGAGUCUCAAAGGUCAGCCCUGCCGCCAAUUCCCGCUUCGACGAUUAAAGACCAGAUCCACGACGACGCGUGGGCACAACAGUACAUAGACGAUGGAAAAGUCUUCAAUGACAAUGUAAAUAGUGAGGCAAUUUGGACAGAAAUCAUGUCGCAAGAGCAAAACAACGCCUCUGUUGAGGACGACUGGGGUACAGAUAAUUUUCCAGAGAUACUCCCAGGACCAAGCAAGAUAAAUGCCUCACAACAGAGCGCCUGGGAAUUGACAGAGGCUGUUGAUGACCCCAAAUUUGUAUAUUCGAAGUUUAUGAGAUUCAUGAAACAAGUCGGCGAUGGAGAUGUUAAUUUGGAGGACGGGAGGUUGACGGAAGAGGAGGCGCAGUCCUGGAGCAAGGAGUUUAUGCAAGAAAAAAAGAAAACUGAAGCUGAUAUUGAAAAAGUGGCCAAGAAAUGGGAAAAGAACUUCGAAGACGAUUACAAUUCCCAAUUUUGGAGCAACCUCCAAGAAGAACUAAAACAAACUCUCGACGGAGCGGAAUCGAGCGAAAACACAUGGGCGAACGAAUUCGAUUCCUAUUACACAGCCCCAUACAACGAUUACACAUUUACCGAAGAGAAUCCCAUGUUUGAUAUCCCUGAUCCUUUACAACGAGGCAAAAAAUUACUCGAAGACGGCGACCUGCCUUCAGCCGUUUUAUGUUUCGAAGCAGCCGUAAAACAAGAACCUGAAAACAGCGAAGCUUGGCUAUUAUUAGGAAAAACCCAAGCGGAGAAUGAACAGGAUUGCAAUGCCAUACCGGCAUUGAAAAAAUGUCUAGAAUUAGAAUCCGAUAAUUUAACGGCGCUAAUGGCCUUGGCUGUUUGCUACACCAACGAAAGUUACUACAGUCAAGCUGCGCAAAUGUUGCUCAAAUGGUUGGCGAAUAACCCGAAAUACAGCGAUUUGGUGCCACCUGAUUUUCAACUAACUGGGCAAGUUACAAGCUUUUUACAGCCGAACCAACAGAAAUUUAUCCAGGAUUUGUACAUAAAAGCCGCGUUACGACAACCUGUGGAUAUUGAUUACGAAGUACAGUGUGGUCUAGGUGUCCUGUUUAACUUAUCUGGAGAGUAUGAAAAGGCUGCUGACUGUUUUCGUGCAGCGCUGUCUGUAAAAUAUGACGAUGCCAAAUUAUGGAAUAGAUUAGGGGCGACGCUUGCAAACGGGUCCAAAUCGGAGGAAGCUGUAGAAGCGUACCAUCGAGCCCUAGAGCUCGAACCGGGUUUUAUACGAGCGCGAUAUAACGUAGGAAUAAUUUGUAUAAAUUUAAGGGCCUAUAGGGAGGCCGCUGAACACUUUUUGACUGCUCUCAACCAACAGGCGAGGGGCAGGGACGUAAAAAAUUCACCCUCAAUGUCGCAAAUGUCGGAUACGAUAUGGUCCACGUUACGGAUGUGUAUCUCUCUGUUAAAUAAAGUCGAACUAAGGGCGGCGGUGGAUAAUCGGGACUUGGAAACUUUGAAUAAGGCUUUUGAUAUUGUGUAAUUUGAGAUUGUGCAGAAUUGUUAUUUUUGUAUGCCCCAAAAAAUAUACUGUUGGUCUUUUUUACAAAUUUUAUUUUCUUUUGGAAGUUUUAAAAGUUUGUAAUAUUUUGAGAUUGUUUAAGGCAUGUCAAAAAUAAACUUGUCCUUUUUUCAAAGUU